AUGGCGGCAACGAAAAGUACUCUGCCAACUGGCGACGAAGUAAGGGUUGAAGCUUUGUCAGUGGUCGGGAGGCGACCGGAAUGCUUCUCUUCAACCAUCAAGGAAUGUCUAUUCGUUUUGACAGCUACGAUGUCAAUUGGCAUGAGUAGCUUUCUAUACGGGCUAUGUACCGUUAUUACAGCGCCAAUUGCGAAGGAUUUGGGCAUGACGAGUGCUGAGAUUACUUGGAUUGGUGCUAGUUCUGCACUUUGCUCAGGCUCAUUCCUCCUUUUCUUCGCUAAAAUCGCAGACACGUUCGGCCGCCGAGGCCUCCUCAUAUUCAGUAUGGCAGCUUUUGCCAUCUCAGCUCUCAUCACAGGGUUUGCAACAAAUCCUCUCUACCUCGAUGUCUUCUGUGGCUUACUGGGUCUCUGGUCUGCUGCCUCUGUUCCCCCAGCAAUUGGAAUUCUAGGCGCGGCUUAUGAUGUACCCAGCAAGCGCAAGAACUGGGCAUUCGCAUGCUUCAGUGCUGGUAACCCAGUAGGCUAUGUUAUGGGAUGUAUCUUCUCUGGUGUUGCUACAGAUCUCUUCAAUUGGCGAGCUAGUUUCUAUUUGCUCGCCAUUAUUUACGCGGUGUUCUUUGUUGCUGCAUUAUGGACGGUGCCAAAAAUUCAACAUGAUACUGUAGGGCUCACAUGGGAGUCAUUGAAAAGGUUCGACUUGUUUGGCAUUGCUUUGAGUAUGGUUGGACUCGCGUUCUUCUGUGCAAGCUUGACGAUUGCGGGCGAUGCACCAAAAGGAUGGUCAACACCAUAUAUAAUAGCACUUCUCAUCGUGGGCCUUGCACUGCUAUUUGGAUUCGUGGGCUGGGAGAAAAUCUGUAAAUAUCCUGUUAUGCCACUACGAAUCUGGCGCGACCGAAACUUCUCUUGGAUCAAUAUCGUCGUGCUUCUGGGGUUCACGCCAUUCUCAGCAUCCGUCUUCUGGUUGUCACUUUACUUGCAAAAUGUUCUCAAUUACUCCACACUUUCGGUGGCCGUGCACCUGCUACCGCAGGCUAUAGCCGGAAUUCUCGUCAACAUCCUCGCUGGUGCAAUUCUUCAUCGUGUGAAUAAUAAGUUACUCGUUAUGAUUGGUGCGAUGAGCUACUUUGGUGCUAUGCUUCUGUUUGCGACAAUGAGAUAUGGAGAGCAAAGUGAAAAGGAGAGGUACUGGUCGAGGUUGUUCCCUGCUUUGGUUCUGAGUGUAAUUGGAGCUGAUUUACAGUUCAACGUCGCCAACAUGUACGUCCUCUCAUCGCUCCCCUCGCACCAACAAUCUCUCGCCGGAGGAAUCUUCAACACCAUCACCAAAGUCGGUACAGCCGUAGGCCUAGGUAUUACCACAUCAAUCUACAAUGCCGCAGGUACCAGUGGGCAAGCUUUGCAACGGACUUGGAGACCUUACGAACUCGUGUUUUGGUUCUGUGUUGGCUGCAGUGGGUUGGGGGUCUUGUGCGUGCCGUUCUUGACGAUCACAACGCAAGGCGGGAAAGAGAGUAGAGAACAGAGCUCGCAUGGGAAUUCUGAGGAGGAUAAGGCGGGGAUGGUUGUGGGACUCGAUGUGUUGACGGAUAAGAGGUCGUAG
Messenger RNA from Glarea lozoyensis ATCC 20868, 1605 nucleotides. RefSeq names its product MFS general substrate transporter. The transcript has 5 exons. The record is from RefSeq and is a predicted model, not a curated record. The coding region runs from base 1 to 1605 and encodes 534 amino acids. Gene Ontology annotation, biological process: transmembrane transport. Gene Ontology annotation, molecular function: transmembrane transporter activity. Gene Ontology annotation, cellular component: membrane. Lineage: Eukaryota; Fungi; Ascomycota; Leotiomycetes; Helotiales; Helotiaceae.